Molecule: messenger RNA, 2496 nt
Organism: Cryptomeria japonica (Japanese cedar)
Lineage: Eukaryota; Viridiplantae; Streptophyta; Pinopsida; Cupressales; Cupressaceae
Exons: 5
Coding region: 168-2009 (613 amino acids)
Molecular function (GO): protein dimerization activity; DNA binding
Source: RefSeq, a predicted model, not a curated record
AGUCUUUCACAGGGACUCGCGGGCCCAGAAAAAACGCGCCCGUGGGGCUUAAAACCAAUUUUUUUUUCAUUUUUUGACUUCAAUUUGGGUUUUUUUUGGCUGGAGCAGGUUAGAAGGGUUUGGAGGAGUAGAGGGAAGAAGGAAAAAUCAGCAAGAGAGAUCUAGCAAUGGCAAGUUCAACUCCAAGGGCAACCCCAAGGUCAGGAAGACAAAGAGAUAAAGCUUGGAAAUAUGGGAUUGCAGGAAGCAAAAAGGGGGAGGUCACUUGCACCGAAUGCACAAGAUGGAUGACUGGUGGAAUCAAUAGAUUAAAAUACCACCUUGCACAAAUACCUGGAUAUGGUGUGGAGGCAUGCCCCAAAUCAACUCCUGAAAUUAUUAGAGAGAUGAAGGCCAUUCUUGCUGAGAAUGAUAUGCAUAAGGAAGAAAGGCAAAAAACAAGAGAAGCCAUAGCAGCUGCAAUGAAUCCCACAUUGUCCACUUCGGGUCCCAUUGGUCAUAGUCGGGGUCGUCAGUCACUUUCAUCUUUUGGUGACAAUGAGGGUGAGGCUAGUGGCACUCCUGUUAGAUCAGACCCUAAUUUUUUUGUACCACGCAAUGUUCCAGGUGCACAACCUUCACUUGAAGGUACAGGAUGGAAUAAAGAGAAGCAUGAACAAGCACGGAUAGCAGCUUCAAACUUUUGGUUUUACAAUAAUCUAUCUUUCAAUGCAGCAAACAAUGUGUAUUGGGAAAGUUUUGUUAAUGCAUGUACAGUGGCGGGUAAGGGGUUUAAGGCCCCAACAGGUCAUGACUUCAGUGGGCCAUUGCUAGAGAAAGCUGUGAAAAAUACAGAAGGUGUGGUUGAUGAUCAGAAAAGGUAUUGGAAGAGAAAAGGAUGCAGCAUUUUAUCUGAUGGAUGGACAGAUGGACGGAAUAGGACUCUUCUCAACUUCUUGGUGGCUUCAAAUGGUGCAAUGGUAUUCAUAAAGUCUGUUGAUGCCUCAAAUGAAAUAAAAAAUGCAGAGACUUUGUGUAAUCUGUUGGAUGGUGUGGUUCGGGAAGUUGGAGUUGAGAAUGUUGUCCAAAUUAUCACGGACAACGCAGCUGCAUAUGUAUCUGCAGGUAGAAUGCUUAUGCAGAGGCAUCCUUCGAUUACAUGGAGUCCUUGUGCUGCACAUUGCUUGGACUUGGUGCUAGAGGACAUUGGGAAGAUUGGAUGGGUGAAGAAGGUGGUUGAAGAUGCAAAAAGUGUCACCAAAUUCAUCUACAACCAUACUUGGGUGCUUGCUUUGAUGAGAAAAUACACAAAUGGCAAGGACCUUGUGCGACCUGGAGUGACACGAUUUGCUAGCCACUUCAUCACUUUGCAGAGCAUUCUUAGUGCCAUUCCUCAUCUUAAGCAGAUGUUUGUGUCAGAUGCUUGGUUGGGGUCUGCAUACUCCAAAAGACCUGAAGCAGAGAAGAUUGUGACCAUUGUUUUUGAUGAUGGGUUCAAUAAAAGUGGAGAGGAGUUGACUGCGGUGACAGAACCUUUGGUGAGGGUUCUUCGUAUGGUGGAUGGAGAGGGCAUGCCAAUGGGUUUCAUUUAUGAGGCCAUGGAUAGGGCCAAAGAGGCCAUUUCACAUUACUAUCGUGGAAAUGCAAGAAAAUGUGAAAGCUUUUGGCGCAUCAUUGAUCGUAGGUGGACAAACCAACUCCACCAACCGAUACAUGCCUUCGCCUACUUUUUGAACCCGAAAUUCUACUUCUCUGAUUCAUUUAGGGCUGAUGAGGAGGUCAUGGCAGGUGUUAUUACAUGCAUUGAUAAGAUGACACUUGAUCCUGAGUUGAGAGACAAGGUUCUUGAUGAGUUGGAGAUCUACAAAAGUGCAGAGGGGAGACUCUUCUCAUCACAACUAGCAAUUGAUAGGAGAGGAAAACAACAACCAGAUUUAUGGUGGGAGAAUUAUGGUGCCGGCACGCCUAAUCUUCAAAAGAUAGCUAUCCGUGUUUUGUCUCAGCCAUGCAGUGCUUCUGGGUGUGAAUGAAAUUGGAGUGUCUUUGAAAGCAUUCACACAAAGAAGAGAAAUAGAUUGUCACAAAAGCGGCUCAAUGAUCUAGUAUUUGUUCGGUACAACCUUCGCCUUCGAGUUAGACAGGUGGAGGGUGUUUCACAUGAGGCCAUUGACUUGGAUGAAAUUGAUCCAUAUGGUGAUUGGACCAUGAAUGAACAAAAUGAUGGUGAUGAUGUCCUCCUUACCGAAGAAGAAAUUGCAGAAAUAGAGAGAGGAGCAGCACAAGAUGCAGAAGGAGCAAGAUUGGAUGAAGAUGAGGACGAAGAUGAGGAUGAUGAUGAGGACUAUGACUUUGAAGAAGACUCAUCUCACCAUUUAGAUACCACAACACCCACUGCUACUACUUCUAGCUCAAGGCCUGAAAAAUUGAGCUAUAUUAGGAAAAAUACAAAGAGGAAGAUGUAGUCUUCUCUUUGGUUUGUUCAUUCACAUUGCUGUUUUUCACAUUUGCAUUUGGACU